Mesocricetus auratus (golden hamster) is the source of this 4033-nucleotide messenger RNA. RefSeq names its product syntaxin binding protein 6 (gene Stxbp6). NCBI's taxonomy places the organism in Eukaryota, Metazoa, Chordata, Mammalia, Rodentia, Cricetidae. Gene Ontology annotation, biological process: Golgi to plasma membrane transport; regulation of SNARE complex assembly; exocytosis. The record is from RefSeq and is a predicted model, not a curated record. The transcript is spliced from 6 exons. Gene Ontology annotation, cellular component: exocyst; plasma membrane. Gene Ontology annotation, molecular function: phosphatidylinositol-4,5-bisphosphate binding. Bases 317 to 949 code for a protein of 210 amino acids.
UCGCGGCAACCGGCUGGCGCGAGGCUGCAGCUGGAGCCCUGCUGCCGGGACUUGGAGUUGCCAGGAGUUUCCCCGACCCCUCCCUCCUCGCCGCGCGGCAGUAGGAGCCCCGCGCGCGCGGGAGCGGCGAGCAGCCAGCAGCCAGCAGCCGAGCCGGGCCAGCCUGCUCCGCAGCCCCGAUCUCUCUCUGCGCGGGGCAGCCGCGGGGGAGCCGUGUCUCCGGUUGGGUUGGGACGCGUGCCGAGCACUAGGUACCGCCCGAGCACGAGCCAGGCUGCACGAAAAUUGCCUGCGUGCCCUCCUUGUUUGCUCUACAAUGAGUGCCAAAUCUGCCAUCAGCAAGGAAAUUUUUGCACCUCUUGAUGAAAGAAUGCUGGGAGCUGUCCAAGUCAAGAGGAGGACAAAGAAAAAGAUUCCUUUCUUGGCAACUGGGGGUCAAGGAGAAUAUUUAACUUACAUCUGCCUAUCAGUGACAAACAAGAAACCCACACAGGCAUCUAUCACGAAGGUCAAACAGUUUGAGGGCUCCACAUCAUUCGUCCGUAGAUCCCAGUGGAUGCUUGAGCAGCUUCGCCAGGUUAAUGGUAUCGAUCCUAAUCGGGAUUCUGCAGAGUUUGAUUUGUUGUUUGAAAAUGCCUUUGACCAGUGGGUUGCUAGCACGGCCUCAGAAAAGUGCACCUUCUUCCAGAUCCUCCACCACACCUGCCAGAGGUACCUCACAGACAGGAAGCCAGAGUUUAUUAACUGCCAAUCCAAAAUUAUGGGAGGAAACAGCAUCCUCCAUUCGGCUGCUGAUAGCGUGACCAGUGCAGUACAGAAGGCAAGCCAGGCCUUGAAUGAGCGCGGGGAACGGUUAGGCCGAGCAGAAGAGAAGACAGAAGACAUGAAGAACAGUGCUCAGCAGUUUGCAGAAACCGCACACAAGCUUGCCAUGAAGCACAAAUGUUGAGAAGCUGCCUAUCCUCUAAAGCAAAUGGAAGAAUUUGUUCAGCGGUGAUUACGAGAAUUCAAGACUGCUGCUUCUUUCUUUUUGUUUUGUUGGUUGGCUGGUUGGUUGGUUUUUCCAGUAUCUGGACACUGAGUGACUUUGAUUUUUCAUCUUCAGUUGUCAAUAUGAAUGAAAAUGUGUUGUGUUUAUACAUUUCCCUAUCUUGCCAAGAAAUGCUGCAAUAGCGUCAGCCUCAUUUUUAUUUUUCCAUUUGUGUGUGUGUAUGUGUGUGUUUUCCUUUUGAAAGAAAAUUGUUUUGUAGUUUGAAUAUGAAAUUCAGACUAAAUGAUAAGCCAGGUUUAAACUAGCAAAAUGUAUUUUUUCUCCCUCUGAAACUAAGCAACAAAACAGUUGAAUAUGCUGGCAUUACACAAUGGUCCUGGGUAAAAUUUAAAGUCAUUCAGUGGUUUCACUUACUUUUCUACAUUUCUUAAUUUGAAGAGCAAAAUUAAAAUUCGGUAUCUUGGGACUUAAGCCUGUGCUACGGAAAAGAGCAGUAUUGGAUUUUUCUCUUUACAUAUUAAUCUUUUUGCAUGAAACAUCACUGGCAUUCAUAAAACAAAUCAGAAUCACAAAUAGAAAUCUACUUUCUGGGAUGAAGCAUAAACAUUUCUGCUCCUUCUUUCCAGUCUGAUUAGUUGGAAUUAUCAUAUGAAGGAUAAAAAUUUGAGUGUAAAGCCCUAUAGAAAAGCCUACUUUAAAAUCUCUGUGUCUUCAUGGAUGUUUCUCUCUUUUGUAAUCUUCCUAAAUUAUAGUAGCUGACAUGGAGGGACUUAUAUUUCUAACAAAAAUAAUUUAUCCAGGGUCAUUGAGGUAGCUCAGUGGAUGACGGUGCUUAUAGCAUAACCCUGGUGACCAGAUGCCACAGAGUUCAUCUCUGACCUCCACAUGUGUCAUGACACACCAUAUCAAACUCAUACACAAAUAAACAAUAAUAGUGAAUAAAGUAAAAUAAAAAUAAAUUAUUUGUCUAGAUAAAAGUCUACAUAUAUUAUACUGUGAAAAGAUACUACUUUCUUUUCUCUCUUUUUACAAAGCAAUGCCUAAUGUCAGAGGCACUCUCACACUAGCCUUGGGAAAGGACCUUUGGUUUCUUCGUAUCUGGGUUUUGGAUAUUGUUUUUGUUUCCAGUUUAUUUUGUGUCGUUUAACAUGUGCUUCUUGACAGAUUACAUGUUUGUCAAUUUGGACUUGCCUGUUCUGGUACAGACAGGAUGGUUACAAGCCUUUGUGUUGCUGUCAGAUUGAACAGAAGCUCUUCCGUACUUUUUGGAUUCUGUGUUGUUCAAGGUAACACUACACUUAGACUGUGGAAGUUUUGUUUUCUGAACGGAUAAAAGCUAAACAUAAAAAUAAACCCUAUGCUUGUCCCUCAUAAGGCAAUGAGGCAAGCUACAUAUACCAGAUACUCACUGCAAUGCAUGGAGUUUUCAGCUGCCUGGGUCUUCGGGACCUGUUUUCUUUUUUCCUAUGCACCAAGUCACCUGUUUUUGUGUGAUGUAGCCUCUGCGGCAGCAGCAUAAGAUGACUUUAGAUUACUAAUGCUGAUUUAAAUCGCUUAAAUUCUCCUAAUAAUGCAUCCCAGGGAAAGAGCACACUGUCCUUGGAAUAAUAACAUGGGUAUGGUGUCGGGAGGAUGGGAUUUGCUGCAAAAGAGUUUGUGAAUCCUCUUGGGCAGACAGUCCAGUGAAAUAAUGCACUACAACAUGUAUAUUGUGGAAGAUGAAUGUUCAUGAUAUCUUAUACUUUUCUUUCACUGUCUUAACAUUUUAAAGAAGCCAGGAACCUGCCAUCAGCUGAUUAUUGGAACUAUCUGAUUUCUAAAAAGAUAAAAAUAAAAAUCCCCCAAGUAUCAUUCCAAACCGGUUUCAUUUGUAGACUUUAUCUCAGGAAACACACAUACUCUUCUUCCAAAACUGGAUCCCAGGCUCACAGAGGUGGUAUAAAUAGUUGAGGGAAGGAAUCUCACUUUCCCCACACAACUCAAGAGUAAAAUUGGUUGUCUGCUACCUGCCAACAGCUUUAUGGCAGCUGUUUCUGAAGGGACAGAGAGUGAGGCCAUGUGCAUUCUGUGAAAGCUGGGUCUUCCUCCUCGGCAUAAUUCUUGUAGUUGCUUUUUACAAGUGUAAGUGCCCUUCACAUGCUAUCUUCUUGUUCUCUCUGUUGAUCACCUUAGGCCUAAGUCCUGUUAGAAAUAGCCUAAACUGGAAGAAGCUUACCUGGAGCUUUGGCUUUCCAGGCCAUCACCAUAACCUUGACCUAUGGUGAAUCUUGCUGUCCUCCACCACACACGGGCUAUAACAGCCACUGCUGCCCCUCGACAACCAUCCAACCUCAUUCGGAGAAGCCCCUGAGAGCACACAUGAGAUUCAUUGCUAUCCUUUGGUAGAAAGUACUGCAUUGGGAAAUAUUAAUUCAGUCUGACCCACAGAAAUUUGCUAAGAGGACUCCAGGCAUUUGGGACCAAGUCAUUUGGUUGAGCUUGAUAGAAGAUUUUUGGAAAUGCUAUCUUUCUCUGAAGGACUUUGAAAAUUGUAUUGACAAUGCAUAAAGAAAAGGAGCUUGUCAGUGUCUCUGCUUCUUCCUGGAAUGUAGCUGUAGAGUUUUUCACUGGAGUGAGUACUUAUCCAUGUACAGGAACUAUGCAUUAUUCAGGUUGAUGCUUCAUUUUAAAGAAUGUACUUGUAGAAUGUAACAAGAUCUGUAGCUAACUUCUUCUAAGGUCUGAUAAAAGUAAGAUUAUGUGUUAGGCUUAAAAUUAUAGUGAAAUCUGUCUUAUAUUAUUGUGGCUAGCAAAGGUUAUGCAUUUAUGUAGAAACUUUAACAGAGUCCCCUAAAUAGGAGAAACUAGCUGAGAUAGGUUUCACUCCUAACUUUCAGAAUUGUGAUGCUGUCAAUGUGUGUUGUUCUUGGCUCCUCAGAAAUUCUCUCUGACAUUUGAGCGCCAUUUUUUUGUUGCAUUUGGAGACGAGUAACAGCUGUUCUGUUGGUUCACUGUUACAGCAGCUCAGAUUUUGUCAUUAAAUAUUUUAAUUCUGUGGUGAAA